AUGGCAAAUACAUCACAGAUAACAUCCUUCAUACUGACUGCAUACGGAGAACUUGAAGAUUUGAGCUAUUUUUAUUUUUUGCUUGUACUUGUACUAUAUCUCGCAAUCAUUUUCUCAAAUUCCAUCCUCAUUUGUGCAAUCUACCUGGACAGGCAAUUUCACAAACCCAUGUAUUGCUUUGUGUGCAACUUGUGUGUCAAUGGCCUCUAUGGAAGCAUGGGUUUGUUCCCUUGUCUUCUAGUUAAUAUUUUGUCAGACAAGCAUGAGAUAAGCCGGUCCUCUUGCUUGAUGCAGAUUUUUUGUUUGCACACAUAUGGUGUUUGUGAAUUUACAAAUUUAGCAGUGAUGGCAUAUGACAGGUAUGUGUCUAUCUGCUACCCUCUGCAAUACAGCACAAUCAUGUCACCUUUUAAAGCAAAUGCGUUUAUUACUUUUGUCUGGUUGUUUCCUUUUUGUAAAUCUUCAGUGACAGUAGCUCUAACCUCUCAGCUGCCAUUGUGUGGAAUGUAUGUAGAAAAACUAUAUUGUGAUAAUUUCUCUCUAGUAAACCUUGCUUGCACUAACACAACAGUUAAUAACAUUUAUGGAUUGAUAAGCCUUUCCUUAUCAGUAGUCCCACAGCUAUCCCUUAUUGUCUAUUCCUACGCAAAAAUCCUUAAAAUUUCCUUGAAGGCGAGCAACAGUUCUCGUGCAAAAGCUAUAAACACCUGCACUCCUCACAUAAUAAGUUUGGCCAACUUUUCAAUUGCAUGUACUUUCGAAAUACUCCAGAGUCGAUUUGACAUGAGCAAAGUCCCCCGUGGUUUCCGUAUAGUAGUGUCAGUGUACGCUUUGCUUUUUACUCCACUUCUGAACCCAAUUAUUUAUGGAAUACGUUCAGAAACGGUAAGAAAAAGCAUUCUAAAAAUCUUGCGAGCCACUGUGCAGAACCGCUGA
Messenger RNA from Megalops cyprinoides (Indo-Pacific tarpon), 936 nucleotides. RefSeq names its product olfactory receptor 4N5-like. Gene Ontology annotation, cellular component: membrane. Gene Ontology annotation, molecular function: G protein-coupled receptor activity; olfactory receptor activity. The transcript has 2 exons. Gene Ontology annotation, biological process: G protein-coupled receptor signaling pathway. The record is from RefSeq and is a predicted model, not a curated record. Lineage: Eukaryota; Metazoa; Chordata; Actinopteri; Elopiformes; Megalopidae. The coding region runs from base 1 to 936 and encodes 311 amino acids.